CUAGAAAGUUGUAUUACAUAACCAUUCACCAGUCUUGUAGUAAACAGAGAUCCUGACUCAGUUCAGUGUGUUCAUGUACUGUCGUUUCCAAGGUCUACAGGCAAAACAGAGCUAAGACUCUUCACGCAACCACUUUCUUCUCAUUGGGAAGAAAGAGCUCGACCUAAAAAGCUUCUUCGCAGUGAUAGUCUUCGGUUUUAGAAUAUGUCUGCCAAGACAUAAAGCUUUUUGCCAUUACCUUGUGAAGAAAGCUUGGAGCAACUUUAUCUCUUGAGAUUCUUCAAGGGUUGUUUUUUUAAUCUCUUUCACAUUCAUAACUUCAGCCAAAAAGUUCAGUCUCGCUGGACAGCUACAAAACCCACUCUGUUUCUUGGUUCUCUUCUUCCUUAAGACUUUGGUUUUAGUUUGGAGAGGAAAAUGGGAAAGGUUCCGAGGAUUCUGUCUUGGAGGAAUAUGUUGGUCCUCUCAUUGGCUGUCAACUUCAGCUUGGUUCUAAGGAUUUUGAAUGGUACUGACGGUAGAAACUCCUCGUAUGUUAGUAUAUGGCCUGUGGUAUCCACCUCCUUGGAUAGAACGGUGUAUGAUAACAAAUGGCCUGUGAUAUCCACCACGGCCUCGGAAUCAUCUUCCUUGUCUUCAGCAUCUUGCAACUAUAACGAGACUCAAGAAGAUGAUGACAGAAUUGUCAAUCUCAAACUUGGCGAUCCAACGGUGUAUGAGAGAUACUGGCGAGAAAUGGGUCAUAUGACAACAAUGGUGAUACCUGGAUGGCAAUCUCUCAGCUAUUUUUCAGAUAACAACAACGAUAUUUGUUGGUUUCUUGAACCAGAGCUUGCCAAAGAGAUUGUGAGGGUGCAUAAAGUUGUUGGGAACGCUGUAACAAAGGACCGUUAUAUUGUUGUCGGUACUGGCUCAACACAGUUGUAUCAGGCUGCUCUCUAUGCUCUCUCCCCACAUGAUGACUCUGGUCCCAUUAAUGUCAUCUCAGCUUCGCCUUAUUAUUGUUCAUACCCGUUGAUUACAGAUUGUCUUAAAUCGGGUUUAUAUAGAUGGGGAGGAGAUGCAAAGACAUACAAGGAAGAAGGUCCAUACAUUGAACUUGUUACAUCACCAAACAACCCUGAUGGGUUCUUGAGAGAACCAGUGGUGAACCGUAGUGAAGGUAUACUGAUCCAUGAUUUGGCGUACUACUGGCCGCAAUAUACGCCUAUAACAUCGAUAGCUGAUCACGAUGUAAUGCUCUUCACUGCUUCAAAGAGCACUGGCCAUGCAGGGAUGCGCAUUGGAUGGGCUUUGGUGAAAGACAAAGAGACGGCCAAGAAAAUGACAGAGUACAUAGAACUCAACACGAUUGGGGUUUCAAAGAUCUCGCAGCUUCGAGUAGCCAAGGUCCUGAAGGCAGUGUCAGACAGUUGUGGCAAUGAAACGUCUAAGUCCUUCUUUGAGCACAGUUAUGAUGCCAUGUCUGAGAGGUGGAAGCUAUUGAAACAAGCAUCAAAGACUAGUAAAGGUUUCACUGUUCCUGACUUUGCCUCAGAACGAUGUAAUUUCCUUGGCAAAGUCUUUAGGCCACAACCAGCUUUUGCAUGGUUAAAGUGUGAAGAAGGGAUUGUGGAUUGUGAAAAGUUUCUGAGAGAGAGGAAAAAUAUUCUAACGAAAAGCGGAAAGUAUUUUGGAGAUGAUCUGAGCUAUGUGAGGGUAAGCAUGUUAGAUACAGAUUCUACAUUUAAUAUUUUCCUUCACAGGAUUUCAUCUUCCUUCAAUUCAACUUUGUAAGUCCGCACGUGCAUGUGAUGACAAUAUAUGUGUCUAACAUUGUAACAAGUGUUUGUUCCAUAUUAUGGAAAUUUGAAUAAUGCCACGAUCGAGACCUUCAACUA
Messenger RNA from Raphanus sativus (radish), 1880 nucleotides. RefSeq names its product tryptophan aminotransferase-related protein 2. The transcript is spliced from 7 exons. The record is from RefSeq and is a predicted model, not a curated record. Gene Ontology annotation, molecular function: carbon-sulfur lyase activity; transaminase activity. Gene Ontology annotation, biological process: amino acid metabolic process. Bases 418 to 1776 code for a protein of 452 amino acids. NCBI's taxonomy places the organism in Eukaryota, Viridiplantae, Streptophyta, Magnoliopsida, Brassicales, Brassicaceae.